CAAUAUGACAAAAAAAAUCAAAACAAUCACACCGGGCUAAAUAAAGACAGAAAGGAAACAAUUGUGGAGAAAAGGAGGAUAUUUUCAACAGUACGAAAAUAUAAUAAUGUAUUCGUUUGAAAUCAAAGAAAUUCCUGGCAAAGGUCUUGCAAUGAUCUCCUCGAAGUCAUUUGCUGUCGGUGAAACUAUCUUAGAGGAGGAGCCCUUCGUGUCGUGCCAAUUUUCUUGGAACGCUAGUUAUGGGUAUGCAGCAUGUGACCACUGUAUGCGUCCCCUGGAGACAGUUACAGAAAAUGUGCGUCGCCUAUCGAAUAACAACGCAUUAAUAGUGCCAUUGGCAGAACAUGACCCAACAACACCUUGGUUGGAGCAGUUUAAGCAAUGUGCGCGUUGCAAAGUGCGUUACUGCUCGGAAGAUUGCCGAAUCGAGGCAUUAAAUAAGUAUCAUCGCGUUGCUUGCAUGGGCGCCUUUUACUCAGAUGACACACAUCCAAUAAAUAUGUUGAAUGAGACAUGGAAAAAAAUGCAUUAUCCGCCAGAGACCGGGACGAUUAUGUUAAUCGUACGUUUAAUGGCCAUGUACAAGCAAAGCAAUAACAAACAGCAGUUCCUGGAGUCUCUCAAAUCAUUCCAGUCCGUAAUAGUGAACGCAGAAGAAAAAAUAUAUCACAAAAUGUUGGGGGAGAACUUCGAGUUGCAAAUGGAACAGCUAUUUGUGGCUUUCUGUAGAGCAUUUGCGGAUGAGGAAUUGGCAGCAUUCACGACAGUUGAAGCAUUUAAGGCAUUAAUGGGUAUGAUUGGUACAAACAGUCAGGGCAUCGCAACAAGUCCGCUGGCGGAAUGGGUUAAAAAAGUAAGCGAUCUACAACUUCCAGACGAAGACAAAGCAAGACUUGAGGAAUAUAUUGAUGAUAUCUACAGUAAAGUGGGAGAAUUCGCUGGUGAAUUUCUUAAUACUGAGGGUGCCGGUCUUUAUAUUCUGCAGAGCAAAAUUAACCACAGUUGUGUUCCUAAUGCUCAAUCUACCUUUCCUUACUCAAACGACAUUGUAGUGUUGAAAGCGGUGGCACCUAUAGAAGCGGGUGAAGAAAUUUGUAUUUCUUAUUUGGAUGAGUGUCAGUUAACGCGCAGCAGGCAUUCUCGGCAAAAGAUCUUAAAAGAGAACUAUAUUUUCAUAUGUCAAUGCCCAAAAUGUCAAUUACAAUGCACCGACCCCGAUGAAACUAGCGAAGAUGAAGAUGACGACGACGAUAUGGACACGGAUGACAAUGAUGGUGAAAUGUCGGACUAAACAUUUUUAUUUUAUUUUUACAUCUUGCAUGUAUAUACAUAUUGUAAGAAUUAAUGUUAUUUUUAUACUGGUUAUACAUACAUGUCUGCAGAGAUUAAAUAAUUUCAUCAUCCAAUACGCA
Messenger RNA from Anastrepha obliqua, 1412 nucleotides. It is a transcript of the gene Smyd5, whose product is annotated as histone-lysine N-trimethyltransferase SMYD5. Gene Ontology annotation, molecular function: histone H4K20 methyltransferase activity; protein binding. NCBI's taxonomy places the organism in Eukaryota, Metazoa, Arthropoda, Insecta, Diptera, Tephritidae. The record is from RefSeq and is a predicted model, not a curated record. The transcript has 6 exons. The coding region runs from base 107 to 1291 and encodes 394 amino acids.